AUGGCUGCUGCUCAGAGUGGACUAGGGCCGCAUGGAGAUGCGGACUCAUUGAAGCAGCCCAGAUCCCGGAGCAAUGGUACGCAAGAAGACGACAAUCAAGAUCAAAUCGGCUCCAACAGUCCAACUCCUACCGGGAUCUCGACGCCACAGCCCGAUUUAGCGGACAAACGUCUGCCUUCCAUAAACUCCAGUUAUUUCCAGGUUGGUUCUCCCUCUGGUGAUAAGUCCCGUUCCUCAAACACCCGGUCUUCUUCUGAGACUUCUAUUUCCGCGCAAAACCCCCAGUCGGAUACGUCCCCCACAGGGACACGGGAUCGAGGUUCCUCACCCUCGGGCUCUUUCGUUAUGAUGGAGCGCCCUGAGGCUUCGGAUACCCAGUCUUCUACCGCUUCGCCGGACCAGAGCCUUGAGACACACACAUUGCAGCCGGAAACGUUGCCCCCUACGAAUUUGCCUACUCCCCCCUACAGCUCCGCUUGUUCUCUUUUGCAGAAAGAAUCGGAUGAGGCUGAACUGGGCUCCUCUGCCCCAGACAAGGGCAUGAGCUCCAUAUUCAAUACUUUGAAGAAUUACCUUUCCCCCUCCGGAAGCAUGUCUUCUCCUGAACAAACGUCCCGCCGUCACACCUCUCUUCCCGUCUCAAGCGUCUCUGACGAUCCAGUCCUUGCCUCCCAUUUCUCCAAUCCCUCCCUUCUUCCUGCUUCAGAUGCGUUCUGUUUGCCGGAUGCUCCCCUUCUCGAACACGAAAAACCACAUGUGUCUAUGUCUUCUGAGAACCUGGCGAAGCUAACUGGAACUGUGUCGGAUCUCGUGCGUCUAAAGAGUACACCUCCUCUUACUCCUCGAGCAAUGUCCAACGAAGGUUCGCAAACCGACAAGAAGCCGCCCACCUCAUCCCCUCACCCGUCGGAACCUGCCCAGCCGCCGUCUGAGGAAUCGGCGAAUGCAGCCGACGAGAUCGCUGGCAAGCUCAACGAAGCGUUUCCCCCGGAAAGAGAUACUCCCUCACCAACUGGUCCCCCAGUAGCCUCGCUGAAGGGCAAGCUCUACGUGAACAUAUCCGAAGCUAGAGGGCUCCGACCUGGGUUCGACCCUUACGUUGUCUGCGUUUUUGAGUGGAAUGAGGUCAUCUCAAAGAGUGCUCAGGACGAAGAAGCGGCUACCUUGGAACGCCAACAGAAAGAGCAAGAGAAGUCGGACCGUGAGGCUGGACGCCCAAUGGCGAUACCCAUGAAGAGUCGGCAAAGCAGCAACAACAGCGCACUCGAUGGUGAGCCCCGGGGACGUGCCCCAGUAACCGACCCGCAUUGGAACCACGAGGCGGUCUUGUACGUUCAUUCUCCCUCAGAGGUAGAUGUCUCGGUGUAUGAUCGCAAGGAUCAGGAAGCGUUCUUGGGUCAUGUACGCCUCUGCAUUAACCUGAAGGACGACAACAGCCGGCUAGAAGGGUGGUUUCCUUUGAAGUCCCGUGGCGCGGGUGACUCUCAGGUGUCUGGGGAGAUCCACAUGGAGAUGCGCUUCGAGAGGACAGAAAAGAAGCAGGUUGGGCCGAACGACUUCCAAAUCCUUAAGCUCAUCGGUAAGGGAACGUUUGGCCAGGUCUAUCAGGUCAAGAAGAAGGACACGCGUCGUAUAUACGCAAUGAAAGUCCUGUCGAAGAAGGUUAUCAUCCAGAAGAAGGAGGUUGCACAUACUCUGGGAGAGCGGAAUAUCUUGGUCCGAACCGCCAUGGCGGCUUCACCUUUCAUCGUUGGCCUGAAGUUCUCCUUCCAAACACCCACCGAUCUGUAUCUUGUCACAGACUACAUGUCCGGUGGUGAGCUAUUUUGGCAUCUUCAGAAGGAAGGGCGAUUCCAGGAGGCCAGAGCGAAGUUCUACAUUGCUGAGCUCAUUCUGGCUCUGCAGCAUCUUCAUGAUCACGAUAUUGUUUACCGGGACCUCAAGCCGGAGAACAUUCUGCUGGAUGCGAAUGGUCACAUCGCGCUCUGUGAUUUCGGUCUCUCCAAGGCCAACUUGACCCAAAACGACACGACGAAUACGUUCUGUGGUACGACCGAGUACCUGGCUCCGGAAGUAUUGCUUGACGAACAGGGAUAUACCAAGAUGGUCGAUUUCUGGUCUCUUGGAGUUCUCGUAUUUGAGAUGUGCUGUGGCUGGAGCCCAUUCUACGCCGAGGACACGCAGCAGAUGUACAAGAAUAUCGCCUUCGGCAAAGUUCGGUUCCCCCGGGAUGCUCUUAGCACGGAGGGAAGGAACUUCGUAAAGGGAUUGCUUAACCGGAACCCCAAGCACCGCCUUGGUGCCAAGGGCGAUGCGAAGGAGCUUAUGGCACACCCUUUCUUUGACGACGUCGACUGGCAGGCAUUGGGCCGCAAGGAGGUGAUCCCUCCAUUCAAGCCAACGCUCAAGUCCGACACUGACACGUCCAACUUCGAUCCCGAGUUCACGAAUGCGCUCGAGACCAACAACUCACUCAACGACCGUGCAGCUGCAAUCGCCAAUGGGUUCAUGCCGGCGUCGACGCCGUUGUCUCCCGGUCUGCAAGCCAACUUCAAGGGCUUCACCUUUGUUAACGAAAGCUCUAUGGAUCACCACUUUACCAAUGAGCCUGGUGACCACAUGGAAGAGGACACUGAGACUUGGCAACGACCUCAGCAGCCGGCAAGCACUGCUAACCACCGCAUGAGUGGGGUACAGAGGACACACGAGGGCGGCGAGCCCGGUAUCUUCAACGUUGAUGACAAUUUCGACAUGUGA
Aspergillus niger is the source of this 2757-nucleotide messenger RNA. RefSeq lists its product as uncharacterized. Gene Ontology annotation, biological process: protein phosphorylation. Gene Ontology annotation, molecular function: ATP binding; protein serine/threonine kinase activity. The coding region runs from base 1 to 2757 and encodes 918 amino acids. Lineage: Eukaryota; Fungi; Ascomycota; Eurotiomycetes; Eurotiales; Aspergillaceae. The transcript has 3 exons. The record is from RefSeq and is a predicted model, not a curated record.